AUCACACAGACGGCUGUUUUGCAGGCGAACGAGGACGAAAGUGGUUAGCCAUUAUGCCUUAUAAAUAUAUAAGUUUCGACGGUUAAAAAUUUGUAGUAACAUGUCCGGAAUGUUAGGUUUCCAUUCUAGGGAAGCCAUCCGUGUUAAAGUUAAGAAAUGUGAAGGAUUAUUACCUCCAGAAUAUAGGAAAUUCAGUGUAGAUCCUCAGAUAACUUCAUUUGAAGUUUUACAGUCUCUUUUAGCUAGAGCUUUUGACAUUAAAGGGGAAUUUACUAUUAGCUAUUUAGCUAAAGACGAGGAAGGAUAUGACACGUAUCUAUCUCUUUUAUCUGAUUGGGAUCUAGAUGCUGCUUUUCUUGGUUCUUCGGAUCCUUGUCUUCAGUUAAAGGUGGAUCUCAAGCCUUUCGAAGAAGGCUUAGAAGAUUGGGAUGUCAUAUCUCCGUUAGAUAUUCCAAGAGCCCAGGUAACAGGGCCUACUGCCGAUAGAGCUGGAUUAAGAGGAGCCAUUCUUAAUCAUAUGGAAAAAACUUUUAUCAUGGUUCAGAGAGCAUUGAAUCUUGGCGAUGCCGAAAACGAAGCUAUUAAACCUCUUAAACCACCCGUGUCGGAUAUCGAAUUUCACACUUAUCUGGAUGGUGAUGGUCGUUUAUUAAAACCAAAAGAACUUCGCUUAUCAGUGUAUAGAGGAGGAAUCGAACCAUCUCUUCGAAAAGUUGUUUGGAAACAUCUUCUCAACGUUUAUCCCAUAGGGAUGACUGGAAAAGACAGGAUAUCGUAUAUUAAACAAAAAAGUACGGAAUAUCAAAAGUUGAGAAGUGUAUGGCAAGAUAUGGUCGGUGGUGGUAAUGUCACGGAGGAAAUACAGUAUGUUACUAAUAUGGUGAGAAAAGAUGUGCUGAGGACUGAUCGAACUCAUAAGUUUUAUGCCGGAUCGGACGAUAAUAAAAAUGUAGUGUCUCUUUUUAAUAUCUUGACAACUUAUGCACUUAAUCAUCCGAGCGUGUCAUAUUGCCAAGGUAUGAGCGAUCUAGCAUCACCAAUUUUAGUUACAAUGAAGGACGAAUCACAUGCUUAUGUUUGUUUUUGUGCAUUAAUGCAACGUCUAAAAUCGAAUUUCUUUUUAGAUGGGAAAGCCAUGACGAUAAAAUUUCAACAUUUAACUGAACUACUUGAACAUUAUGAUCCGCAAUUUUUCGAAUAUUUAAAACAACAGGGUGCAGAUGAUCUGUUGUUUUGUUACAGGUGGUUAUUACUUGAAUUAAAACGCGAAUUUGCAUUUGAAGAUGCUUUAUACAUGUUAGAAGUAUUAUGGAGCUCUAUUCCACCAUCUCCUCCUGAUAACGAAUUGAUGCUGUAUGAAGAACAGUUCACGCCAAAUACUGCUCGACCUCAAAGUCCUAGAUUUCACAGUAGAGAAAAUCCUUAUACUAAAGUUCGCGCAAUUAGAAAACAAAAUUCAGCUUCUUCCAUUCGCGGUUUGGUAAAAGCAACAGAAGAAAGUCCACAAGAAGUGCCAUCAUUGGCACCUCCUAAAGAAAAUGACGAUUCUCAAGAAUAUUUACCUAUGACAACUUCUAUGACACGUGAAUUAAGAAUGGAACUAGAGAAUUUAAACAGACAUUUACCUGGUUCAUGUAGGCUUCUUCAGAGAUCUUUAACUGUAGAUUCAGAAGAUUUAGAUUCUCCUAGAUCUCAAGAAGGAUAUGACUUAACGAAGACGGAUCACCCAGCUCGUUUUCAGCGUCAGGCAAGUAUUGAUCAGUCUAUCGAAGAAGAUUGUAAAAGUUGGACCAGUGACGAAUUAUCAAGCGGAGAUCAAAUUUGGAAAAGUAACAAAAGACAACCAAAAUAUUUAGAAUGUACUCAGCCUAAUGGAAGUGUAGAAGAAUCCGCCGAUUCUGUGCAUUGUUGCACUCCCGAUGAACAGUGCGAUUUAGAAUUUGACGAACAAGGAAAGAUGGUUACUACAGAAAUAACUUGUAAUGGAGAGAUUUUAGAAAACGAAGAGUCAGGUUGUAGUUGCCAUCUAAAAUCUGUUAUACCAAUACGAUUAGUGCAUAGUCCCAUUACAACGGAUCAAUACAAUUGUAGGAGUGAUAGUUCUGACUCUAGUUCAGAAAAUAGUCAAACAAGGAUCGAAGAUCAGAAAGAGGUGUUUGCACCUAAUUCUAAUCAUCAGAGUGAAGGUUACGAAUCUGAAAGCUCAAAAGAAACUUCCAUUCAAGAUUUAGACAAAAAUCAAAAUGGAUUCAUCGAUUCCGGUGUUGUUCAAUCAGUUAUGACUAAUUCGUGUGAAGAAGCCCUCGAUUUUAAUACAAAAAGGCGCCCUUCAAGUCUUCGUCCUCCACAAGAACUGGGAUGCGGUAAUCCAUUUAUGCUGUUUUUAUGUUUGACGCUACUUCUACAACAUCGUGACGUAGUAGUUCGAAACUGUAUGGACUAUAACGAAUUAGCAAUGUAUUUUGAUAAAAUGGUGAGAAAACAUCAUGUUCAAAGAGUUUUAAACCAAGCUCGGGCUAUGUUUACCGAAUAUUUGCAAUUCGGUUGGCAAGAAGAUAGCUACGAAUCGUCCACCGAUCCUCAAGUCUAGAUCGUCCAUCUUCCAUUCAAGUUACGAAAUCUGUGAUAUGAUCGUCAACAGCGAUUGUUGGACUUUGUUUGAAAACAUCAUCCAAUAAAUCGGCUCGCAUAUUUUUGUAGCCAGUUAGUAAUCUUUUAUUGAAAUCAUUGUUCUGUAAAAUUUAGUUUCUCGUAAAAUUCUUGUGGGCAUUCAUCAUUUUGAUGAAAAUUUUUUCGGCAUGAUUGCAACAUGUGCAGCUAUUGAAUGACAUGUAAAUUAAGUAUGAAGAAAUUCCUAGAAAGCCCUUUAAUAUGAAAGAAAACGGAUGUUGUACAGUAAUCCAAAACCACUUAGUAACUUGAAAAGGUCGGUUUUUAAUUAUGAUAAAUUAUUUUAAAACAGUUGCUUUGGAAUGAAUUCCAAUAUCGAGUGCAGUUCAUAGUAGAGUAAUAGCUUGUAAAGUCAAACUUUAACGUAUUCAUUCUUCAUUCUCUGUUGUACGCGAUUUCAUGUGUAUCAUUUACUUUAUAUAAUUAAAAUAAUCUUGUGUAUUGUGUUGUGCGCGAAGUUAAACGAUUUUUGUGAAAAUAAAUCCUGAAAUCGUGAACGGUUUCUAAACAAAAUGUGAUGAUUUAAUC
Centruroides sculpturatus (bark scorpion) is the source of this 3198-nucleotide messenger RNA. Its product is annotated as TBC1 domain family member 25-like. The coding region runs from base 101 to 2590 and encodes 829 amino acids. The transcript is spliced from 5 exons. The record is from RefSeq and is a predicted model, not a curated record. Gene Ontology annotation, cellular component: autophagosome. NCBI's taxonomy places the organism in Eukaryota, Metazoa, Arthropoda, Arachnida, Scorpiones, Buthidae. Gene Ontology annotation, molecular function: calcium ion binding; GTPase activator activity. Gene Ontology annotation, biological process: regulation of autophagosome maturation; activation of GTPase activity.